AUGGACGGUGUCCCCGUUAAAAUUUCCGAAAAAUACAAGAGACCACCAAAAAUUGAGUUGCCUUAUAAUGUAAAUGAAUGUCCACAGCGAGCGCAAAAUGUUGUCGAUAGCAUCAAAUAUUGUUCUACUUUUGAACGUAACGUGCUUUCUAAACUCAAAGAGCUUCGGAGCGCGAAAGAAACGAAAAAAAAUGAAAGGAGGCACCGUUUGCAAUUGUUAGAAGAGGCAAAGCAAAAAAAGUUAGACGCAAUCGCCGCCGCUGAGGCUGAAGAACGGUUGAAACAGUUAAGUGUAUCUGAAGUGUCCUAUCCCAGUACAGAUGAGAUAAGUGCUAUUUCUUCUGAUGAGAAAUUAGAUAAAAACUGUGAAACAUCACCAGUUGACGAUACCACUCUUGAUGCUGAUAAAGCUACAACUGUAGAGCAAUAUGUAAACAAUGCACAAGAGUCUCAGCAAAAUAUUCUCCAGCCUGUUCAAGUGCAAACAAGUUAUCAGCAGAGCCUUUUAGAUGACCCUGACCCAUUGCAAGAAUUUAAAAUGAAUUCAAAAAUUGGCAAAAUACCUCAGUACAAUCACAAUGUCGACAUGUUAACAUUUAGAGACUUUGAACAAGAUACUUCAAGUCCAUUUGAUACCGUUGAGUUGAAGACAAUCAAUGAUAUGGAGUUGCUAGCGCAGGUUUUACAAAGGGAUUCCACAACACACUGCCCUGUACAAAGCAUGUACGUCCCUGACCAAACCUAUCCAGGCUACACUAACUGUGCGACCCAAGCACAGAUAGAAGGUGUUACAUAUUUACCCAGUUCUUAUAUAGAACAAACAAUUCAAGGCCCCACUGCAUAUACCUCUCCACAAAACUACUCUAAUGGAUAUUAUAUUGCCCCUGAAAAUGUCUGUGAUAACAUGCCAUUGGAAAAUGUAAAUAUGUACAUGCCAAAUUAUCAGUACUUUGUGCCUACACAGCCAGUUCCUGCUCCAGAUAUGUAUUAUGGCAGCCCAUUACCUACUUCGAGUGGUGAAGUAAAUCAAAUUAAUAGUGAUCCAACAUUCAUCCCCCAGCCCUAUUACUUUCAGUAUCCACAAGCCCCCAUCCAGUACACAAAUUCAAAUGCAAAUUAUAAUCCAACAGAAGUAUUUGAUAAACCAGCAGAAGAUCAAAUUACUUCUUCAGCAUCCGCAAACACCAUUAAAUCUCGUUCUCGAAGCGUACCAGAUAUAGUUAGAGAAUUAAAUGAAGAGCUGGCGUCUGCUAAAUUAAGAGCCAGUGAAAGGUCUUGCAAUGCAAGUCCGGCACCUAAGGUGGUGCACCCCUCGAGUUGUGAGAAAAAAAAAGAAAAGAGAAGAAAGAAAAGUGAGCAAUUGCCAAAUCCGUAUGAUAAAUUUCCACCUCCUUUACAAAGUAUUUGCCAGAAAAUACAUGGAAUGGGUUUCCCAUUGGACAGGGUAGCGAGAGUUUGCAGUUUGGUUGGAGAUAAUGAUAAAAAGAUCAUCGAGAGCCUGCUGAUCCUCGGCGAGCUGAUGGACCUCGGUUUCUCGGAGGGGAAGGCCUCGGCGGCCCUCGCGAGGCACGAGUUCAACAGAGACAAGGCGCUGGACGAGCUGGUAUCC
Molecule: messenger RNA, 1608 nt
Organism: Iphiclides podalirius (scarce swallowtail)
Lineage: Eukaryota; Metazoa; Arthropoda; Insecta; Lepidoptera; Papilionidae
Source: the annotation of a GenBank genome assembly